AUCUGCACUACCAAUUCUCUCCCUCUCUCGUUUUACGUUUGGUGUCUUUUUAACCUGAAAGAAUUCCUGACAUCGCUAUGGCUAGCAGUGAUGUCGACAGUUGCUGCGGUCUCCCUGACUGUGACUCUCAAGAAGCCGAUCAGCCAUGCUCCUGUUGUUCCAGUGGCAACAGUCUUGAAAUCGAUGAUACGCCGGCAGUCCAAAGCAGAGUCGAUUGCGCUGCAAACGCGGCCGAGUCGAAGCAGCAAGUUUUCAUUCGUGAGGUUCGAUAGAUGUGAAGUGUGCUACUAAUAUUAGCGAUGUAUACCAGAGUGGACAUGAAUCUUGUGAAAUUUGAUCAAU
Guyanagaster necrorhizus is the source of this 342-nucleotide messenger RNA. RefSeq lists its product as uncharacterized. NCBI's taxonomy places the organism in Eukaryota, Fungi, Basidiomycota, Agaricomycetes, Agaricales, Physalacriaceae. The transcript has 3 exons. The record is from RefSeq and is a predicted model, not a curated record. Bases 78 to 272 code for a protein of 64 amino acids.